AGGAGUAAAAAUUGCAUCUUGAAAUUCAAUCUUUGUUCAUUUCCAGAGAGAGAGGCAGAGAGUUGCAGCUUAAUCAGCUCCGAUUUACAAUUUAUUAUACAUUAGAGCUUCAGCAUACGGGAAAUCGAUUUAAUCUCUCACAAAAUGCCAAAAUUUUGCAGGAAUUUCUUCGCGAUUCAAAGACCAAACACGCGGCGAAUCAAGGGCUUGUUUCCUUUCAAAUUCAAAGAGUUUCGUGUGCUCAAGGCAAUACUGAAAGAAACUGCCGCAUUCAAUUCAUUAAUUGUAUGGAUUUAAAUAUGCCCACCACCUGUUUGACUGGGUCCGCAACGAAUUGGCUAAUGUAGGAGUGGUUCUUGAUCUUGACUCUGAACUGUUGGAAAGAUAUGCAAGACUUGCAUCUCUAUGGCGAUCGAAGAUUUCUACUCCAACCGCAAUUACAGCACCAUGAUCGAGCCUCAUUUCAGAGACUCAAGGAGUGAUGUUGUUGCUGCAGCUUCUGCAGCUAUAGAUUUGUUAAAGAAUAAUCAAGUGAUGGCGAUAAUCGGGCCACAAAGAUCUGUUCAAGCAGACUUUGUAAUAGAUAUUGGUGACAAGGUGAAAGUUCCAAUAAUAUCUCCAGCAACGAGCCCGUCUAUAUCAACUAAAGACUCAUCAUACUUCAUAAGAUCAGCAUGGUGUUCCUCUUCUCAAGUCGAAGCAAUUGCAGCAAUUGUGAAGAAAUUCGGUUGGAGGGAGAUUGUUUUUGUGUACGAGGAUACCAACUACGGAAGCGGAUUAGUGCCGUAUAUAACUGUGGAUCUGCUUAAGAGCAAUGCUUUGGUCUCGCACCAGACUGUUAUUCCCUCUGAUGCCACAGAUGAUCGAAUCCGACAGGAGCUCUAUAAGUUGACGAAUAUAAGGACACGGGUGUUUGUGGUUCAUAUGGUGCCAGGCCUUGCAUCCCGUUUCUUCAAGGUGGCCAAAGAAGCAGGGAUGAUGGGAAAGGGGUAUGUUUGGUUAAUUGCUGACGUGCUAACAAGUCUCUUGGAUUCUAUGGAUCCACAGGCUAUGGAGGCCAUGCAAGGUGUAAUAGGUGUGAAGGCUUACGUUCCAGAAUCCGGUAAGCGUACAGACUUUGAAAAGAGAUGGAGAAAGAGGUUUCUUAUGGAGAAUCCGGAGAUGGACAUAACAGAACCCAAUGUUAUUGGGUUGUGGGCUUAUGACAGCAUCACAGUUUUGGCAGAGGCAAUUGAACGAGCUGGUGUGACAUCCCCGCAGUUCAAUAGAUCUGUUGGUGGAGGAAAUUUGACGGAUUUGGAAGCAAUGGGAACAUCGUUGGCUGGACCACCACUUCUUGGUUGGAUCAGAAACCACACGUCCAAAGGGCUGAGUGGUGAUUUUAACAUAAGUAACGGCCAACUACAGGCGUCUGCAUUUGAGAUAGUUAAUGUGAAUGGAAGAAAAGAAAUCCGAGUUGGGUACUGGACUGAGCAAUGUGGAAUCUCAAGGGAGUUUAAGCCAGAUGAUCAUCAAGAUGAUUGCUCGAACGAAAAGGAAAAUCUUGACCCCAUUGUAUGGCCAGGAAAAGAAAGUAAUGUGCCUAAAGGGUGGGAAAUUCCUGGGAAUGGGCAAGCGUUGAAGGUUGGAGUGCCAGAAAAAAGGGGUUUCAAUGAAUUCGUUAAAGUUGUGACGAAUGAAGAAACAGGUGAUGUUCAACCAACAGGUUUCUCGAUUGAUGUUUUUGAGAAAGUAUGGGAAAAAAUUCCGUAUCAUGGCUCAGUCAGAUAUUUUCCCGUCAAUACAGAAGGUGGAGGUUAUGAUGAACUUGUUCAAAAAUUGGAGGAAGGGGAAUUUGAUGCUGUGGUGGGAGAUAUAACGGUGACAGCCGACAGAUCCAUAUACGCUGAUUUCACAUUUCCUUACUCAGAAUCUGGAGUUGGAAUCGUUGUUCCAAUCAAGCCUAACGAGAGGAAGAAUGCUUGGAUAUUUAUGAAACCUCUAACAACCGGCCUCUGGAUAACCAUUGGUGCGUUCUUUGUCUACACUGGAUUUGUCAUUUGGGUUCUUGAGCAUCGCGUGAACAAAGCAUUCCGCGGUCCACCUAAGCAGCAAGUUGGCAUGAUAUUCUGGUUCUCAUUCUCAACGCUUGUUUUUGCACACAGGGAGAAAGUGAGGAGCAACUUGACAAGAUUUGUGGUGAUCGUAUGGGUGUUCGUGGUGCUGGUUUUGACAUCAAGUUACACUGCAAACUUGACGUCUAUGCUAACAGUAGAUCAACUGCAACCUAAAGUCAACGAUAUUAAUGACCUGGUAAAGAAUGGGGAGUAUGUUGGCUACCAAACGGGCUCAUUCGUUCAUGAAUUCUUGACAAAGAACGAAAUUCUUGAAUCCGGAAGACUGAAAAACUACAGCACUUUGGAUCAAUUCCAUGACGCGCUCUAUAAAGGCAGCGCAAAGGGUGGAGUAAGCGCGAUCAUAGAUGAACUCCCUUACAUUCGGCUUCUCCUUUCCAAGCAUUGCGACAAGUAUACCAUGAUUGGUCCAAUAUAUCCAACUUCUGGCCUUGCUUUCGCAUUUCCAAAGGGUUCGCCGCUAGUUUAUGAUGUUUCACACAAGAUCCUGAAGCUUAAAGAGGAUAGGGAAUCAAUGGUGAGGAUUACAAAGAAAUGGCUUGGAGACGCGAAAGAUUGCCCCAAUGCCGAUGGAGCUCUGAGCAAAUCACAGAGCCUCAAUGUUGACAGUUUUCAGGGGCUCUUCGUCAUUGCUGGGGUGUCAUCAACGCUAGCUCUGGCUAUAUUCAUGUCCCGUUUCUUGUAUGAGAAUCAGUAUGUUUUAACAUCUACUGCUUCGAGGAAGGAAAAGCUGCUCGGGCUUGCUAGAAUUUUUACGAGGGAGAAAGAUGAGUCGUUGUCAUCCAAGGAAACGCAAAGUCCUGAUCGUGGAGUCGGAGUUUCAGCAGCAGCAAGUCCAGCCAUGAGCAUUCCAUGUGAUCAAGAUCAAGGGAUGUUUUCACAAGAUGAAGGAUUCUCAACAGUAGAAAUCUCUGUUAAUCAACCUCCACAAGAGACUAAUUCAUGAGUACGAUUCUAGUUGUAGAAAAUAUUUAGGUUAUUUUUUGUUUUAAUUAAGUGGCAUUUCUUUUAGACAAAAGAGUUCUCACAUGAUGUAUAAUUAGAGCAUCUGAACUCUUUGCCACAUGCUAUAUUCUUGUAUGUGUUGGAAUUAAAUAAUUUAAAAUAAUGGAGUAGUAGAAUGAUAUUUCUUGUAGAUAAA
This is a messenger RNA of Salvia hispanica, 3255 nucleotides long. RefSeq names its product glutamate receptor 2.8-like. Gene Ontology annotation, cellular component: membrane. NCBI's taxonomy places the organism in Eukaryota, Viridiplantae, Streptophyta, Magnoliopsida, Lamiales, Lamiaceae. Gene Ontology annotation, molecular function: ligand-gated monoatomic ion channel activity. The record is from RefSeq and is a predicted model, not a curated record.